AGCGCAGAGCUCAGCAGGAACAACCUGCUGCUCCCAGCUGAGCCCCGUAGCCACAGCCAUCCACGGGACACGGGGACAGGAGCGCAGCGCAGCACCUGCAAGGCACACAGCAGCGUGCCCGCAGCAUGGAGUGCGUUCAUGCCCCGUAACACCGCUGGAAAACAGCGAGCGGAGGAAGCCACUCGGCACCUUCAGUGCCUCCCUGGGUGAGGAAGACCACACAGCUGCUGAGGCCCUCGCGGACGCUUGGACAAGAGGAGGCCAGCCAAAAUGGCCUCUGUCUUUCGGAGUGAGGAGAUGAGCCUGAUGCAGCUCUUCCUGCAAGUGGAAGCUGCCUACUGCUGCGUGGCUGAGCUCGGAGACCUGGGUCUGGUCCAGUUCAGAGAUCUGAAUGCAAAUGUGAGCAGCUUCCAGAGGAAGUUUGUGAAUGAAGUGAGAAGGUGUGAAUCCUUGGAGAGGAUCCUGCGUUUUCUGGAAAAUGAAAUGGAAGAUGCUGUGGAGAUGAUAGUCAAACUAGAGAAGUACCCAGAGACCCCCCUGCCUCGGGAAAUGAUUGAUAUGGAGACAGUGCUGGAGAAACUUGAGGCUGAGCUGCUGGAAGCCAACCAGAACCAGCAAACACUGAAGCAGAACUUCCUUGAGCUGAUGGAACUCAAGCAUCUGCUGAAGAAAACCCAGGACUUCUUUGAGGCAGAAACCAAUCUGCCAGAUGAUUUCUUCAGUGAAGACACAUCUGGCCUGCUGGAGCUGAGGACCACCCCUUCUGCUGCAGCUGCCAAGCUGGGAUUCACAGCAGGGGUUAUAAAGAGGGAAAGGAUGAUACCCUUUGAGCGUUUGCUGUGGCGAGCCUGCAGGGGAAACAUCUAUCUGAGGUACACCGAGAUGGAUACCCCCCUGGAGGACCCUGUGACGAGAGAAGAGGUGAAAAAGAAUGUGUUCAUUAUCUUCUAUCAGGGAGAGCAGCUCAAACAAAAAAUCAAGAAGAUUUGUGACGGAUUUCGUGCCACAGUGUAUCCCUGCCCAGAGUCUGCCACCGAGCGCCGAGAAAUGCUUGAUGGAGUGAACACGAGGAUUGAGGAUUUAAACACAGUGAUAACCCAAACUGAGUCCCACCGCCAGCGGCUGCUGCACGAGGCAGCAGCCAACAUGUGGUCCUGGGAGAUCAAGGUAAAGAAAAUCAAGGCCAUCUACCACAUCCUGAAUUGCUGUAACAUUGACGUCACCCAGCAGUGUGUCAUUGCAGAGAUCUGGUUCCCAGUAGCUGAUGCUGGCAGGAUAAAAAGAGCUCUCCAUCAGGGAAUGGAGAGAAGUGGCUCUACCAUCACCCCUAUCCUGACCACCAUACACACUAGGAUGGCACCACCCACCUUCAACAGGACUAACAAGUUCACAGCUGGAUUUCAGAACAUUGUGGAUGCAUACGGUGUGGGCAACUACAGGGAGAUGAACCCAGCUCCUUACACUAUCAUUACCUUCCCCUUCCUUUUUGCGGUGAUGUUUGGGGACUGUGGGCACGGUGCUGUCAUGCUGGGCUUUGCGCUCUGGAUGGUCAUUAACGAGGAGAGCCUUCUGGCCCAGAAGAGCACCAAUGAGAUCUGGAACACUUUUUUCAGUGGGCGCUAUCUGAUCCUGCUCAUGGGCAUAUUUUCCAUGUAUACUGGCUUCAUCUACAAUGACUGCUUCUCCAAAUCAUUCAACAUCUUCGGCUCUUCCUGGCACGUUAUCCCCAUGUUUAAAAACAACACUUGGAAUAAGGAAGUGCUUCUCGACAACACGGUGCUGCAGUUGGAUCCGGCAGUCCCAGGGGUCUACUCUGGAAAUCCAUACCCAUUUGGAAUAGAUCCAAUCUGGAACAUUGCAUCAAACAAGUUGACUUUUCUGAACUCCUACAAAAUGAAGAUGUCAGUUGUGAUUGGGAUUGUGCAUAUGAUUUUUGGGGUGAUACUCAGUCUCUUUAACCACAUCUACUUCAAGAAAUACAUAAACAUUAUCCUGCAGUUCAUUCCAGAGAUGAUCUUUAUUAUAUCUCUUUUUGGCUACCUCGUCUUCAUGAUUAUUUUCAAAUGGUGUCAUUUUGAUGUCCACUCAUCACAGAGCGCACCAAGCAUUCUCAUCCACUUCAUCAAUAUGUUUCUGUUUAAUUACAGUGAUGCUUCUAAUGCUCCACUAUAUCUGCACCAGAAAGAAGUGCAGAGCUUUCUGGUCAUAUUUGCUCUGAUUGCUGUUCCCUGGAUGCUGCUAAUUAAACCUUUCAUCCUCCGAGCCAACCACCAGAAAGCACAGCGCAUGAUUCAAUCUCAAGCUCACCCAGGAAACACUGUGGGAGAAAAUGAAGUGAAUGCCCCAGAGACCAAUCACACCAAGAAAGCUUCCCAGGGAGACCACAGUGGUGGCCAUGAGGAUGAUGAAGAAGAGUUCAACUUUGGAGACACAUUUGUCCACCAAGCUAUCCAUACCAUUGAAUAUUGCCUUGGCUGCAUUUCCAACACAGCAUCCUACCUGCGGCUCUGGGCACUGAGCCUAGCCCAUGCACAAUUGUCAGAAGUUCUCUGGACGAUGGUGAUGCACAAUGGGUUAAACAACAGCAGCUGGGUAGGACUCAUUGUUGUCUUCAUCAUCUUUGCUGCUUUUGCAGUGCUGACGGUAGCCAUCCUGCUCGUCAUGGAGGGUUUGUCAGCCUUUCUGCAUGCCUUGCGCCUGCACUGGGUGGAGUUCCAGAACAAGUUCUAUGUGGGAGCUGGGUACAAAUUUUCUCCGUUCUCCUUCAAGCACAUCAUAGAUGGCACUGCAGAAGACUAAAGCCAGUGCAUUGAUUCUUCAUUUCUCAGACCAGGCCUUACUUCCAGGCUUUGGUUGCCCACAGAGUUGGUUAUUUACAGAGGUAUAGAAUGGGACAUAGCCCUUGAAAGAAGAUGAGCUGUACAUGGGAAUGUCCUAGCCCCAUUCCCAGUGAUAACACAGAUACUGCAUUAGCUGGGCUGGCUGGACCCUGAGCUGCAUAUAUCCACUGAUGUCUUUGCCAAGUACCUGGCCCUCAGCAUUUGAUCAGAUCAGCUGCCCACUGCUUGGUUAAAAAGAAGCAAUGCACUUUUUUUUUUUUUAAUUAAAUUGGUUAUUAAUAAUCAACUUGCAUGUGCUUCGCUCCA
Gallus gallus (chicken) is the source of this 3146-nucleotide messenger RNA. It is a transcript of the gene ATP6V0A4, whose product is annotated as ATPase H+ transporting V0 subunit a4. The transcript has 21 exons. Gene Ontology annotation, biological process: proton transmembrane transport; vacuolar acidification. The record is from RefSeq and is marked validated. Gene Ontology annotation, molecular function: proton-transporting ATPase activity, rotational mechanism; ATPase binding. Bases 271 to 2799 code for a protein of 842 amino acids. Gene Ontology annotation, cellular component: vacuolar proton-transporting V-type ATPase, V0 domain; vacuolar proton-transporting V-type ATPase complex; plasma membrane. NCBI's taxonomy places the organism in Eukaryota, Metazoa, Chordata, Aves, Galliformes, Phasianidae.